CUCCGAGGGCAGCUCGCCGGCUCCGCGCACCGCGCACCGCUCCGGAAGACUUCGGGUGGUUGUUGUGACAAGAAUUGGGUUUUCGCAAGGCUUUUCUUUUUUUUUUUUUCCUUUUUUUUUCUUCUUUCCUUUUGAUUUUUUUAAAUUCCCUUUUCCUGCGAGAACACCCCCCACACCGCCCGCCUUCCUUUCCGCAGCAGUUUCUGCCACCGCCGCGAUACAUAGGUGUAUAUAAUAAUAAUCACAGUAAUUAAGAGGGAGGGAGAGACCGCCAGAGACCACCCUGCCCCCGGCGACCUGAAGGAUGCUGCUGCGGUGCCGCUGCUAAAGGACACGCUGGGAUUUAGCUCGUGUCUGAGACUCUUUCUCUCCCGCUCUCUCCCUCUCUGCCCUCUUCCUUCUCCGCGGAGCGGUCCCUGCCGGGGGUGAGGCCCUCCACCCAUCGCCCCUCUUCCUCCUCCUCCUCUCCUCCCCCCGCGGCUCCGCUCUCCUCGCCUCGCCGGGGGAAGCCCUCUCCAUGAUGCAGGCUCGCUACUCCGUCUCGGACCCCAACGCCUUGGGAGUGGUGCCGUAUUUAAGCGAGCAGAACUACUACCGGACGGCGGGGACGUACGGCGGCAUGGCCAACCCCAUGAGCGUCUACUCGGGCCACGCCGAGCCCUACGCGGCGGGCAUGGGGCGCUCCUACGGGCCCUACCACCCGCACCAGCCCGCCGCCCCCAAGGACCUGGUGAAGCCGCCCUACAGCUACAUCGCCCUUAUCACCAUGGCCAUCCAGAACGCCCCCGACAAGAAGAUCACGCUCAAUGGGAUUUACCAGUUCAUCAUGGACCGCUUCCCCUUCUACCGCGAGAACAAGCAGGGCUGGCAGAACAGCAUCCGCCACAACCUCUCGCUCAACGAGUGCUUCGUCAAGGUGCCCCGCGACGACAAGAAGCCGGGCAAGGGCAGCUACUGGACCCUGGACCCCGACUCCUACAACAUGUUUGAAAACGGCAGCUUCCUGCGCCGCCGGAGACGCUUCAAGAAGAAGGACGUGUCCAAGGAGAAGGAGGAGGCCCGGGAGCGGCUGCUGAAGGAGCAGCCCAAGCCCCCCGGGCUCGCCGGCGCCGACAUCCCCAAGGAAGCCUCCUCCUCCUCCUCCUCUGCCUCUGCGCCUUCCUCCGAGAAGAAGGUGGUCAUCAAGAGCGAGACGGCGUCGCCGGAGCUGCCGGUGAUCACCAAGGUGGAGACGCUGAGCCCGGCGAGCGGCGGGGCGCUGCGGGACAGCCCCCGCAGCGCGGCCUCGCCGCCCUCGGCCUCCCCCGAGGGCUCGCUGCCCGAGCACCACCCGUCCAGCAACGGGCUGCCGGGUUUCAGCGUGGAGAACAUCAUGACCCUGCGGACUUCGCCGCCGGCGGAGCUCAGCCCGGUGAGCGCGGCCUCGGGCCGCCCGGGGGGCGGCCUGGCGCUCAGCUACCCCCCGGGGCAGCCGUCGGGCUACAGCCAGGCGUGCAGCCAGGCCCUGGACACUAGUGGGAGCUACCACUGCAGCAUGCGGGCCAUGAGCCUCUACAGCGGCGAGCGGCCGGGCCACAUGUGCGUGCCCCCCGCGGCGCUGGAGGAGGGCCUGGCGGAGCACCCCACGGGCGCCCCGUCGCCCCUGGGCGCCCUGAGCCUGCCGUCGGGGCAGGAGGGCGCGCUGGGCGCCGGGCAUCCGCACGGCGGCGGCGGCGGCGGCGGCUCCGCGGCCGCGCAGCCCGCCGCCUCCUGGUACCUCAACCACGGCGCUGAGCUGAGCCACCUGCCCGGGCACGGCUUCGGCUCGCAGCAGCAGACUUUCCCCAACGUCCGCGAGAUGUUCAGCUCGCACCGGCUCGGCAUGGAGAGCGCCUCGCUCAGCGACCACCAGGUGAGCAGCAACUCCACCUGUCAGCUCCCCUAUAGGUCCGCGCCCUCCCUAUACCGCCACGCCACCCCCUACUCCUACGACUGCACUAAGUAUUGAGUAGCCGCGACUCUGCCGCCUAGGGCCAUUCGCCAAAAAAAAAAAUAAAAUAAAAUAAACAAAAAAAAAAUUAAAAAAUUUUAAAAAACAACGAUAAUAAUAAUUAAAAAAAAUCAGGAGGAAAAAAAAAAAAAAAAAAACCCAACACCAGACAAACACUCCAGACAGCGUAAGGAAAGAUUUGACAACCUCUCGGUGGACCUGGGAACCACAGAGUUUGUAGAUCCCAAGCCCUGUUUCGGUCCUCUUUAAAUUCCAGGCAAGUAAAUUCUACUUGAAAAAAGGAUCGCUCCUAAAAAUAAUAAUAAGAAAAAGUCUAUAUAUAUGUCUAUCUAAGCAAAGUGGCAAAUUUUAUAUGCUAAAGUAUAGGGAGUCUCAGAAAAUAAGUUAUGGACCAAUAUCACAGCGACCAUUUAUACGAUUUAAAAGAAAAAAAAAUAUAUAAAUAUAUAUAUAUAAUUAUAUGUCCUGGGUAUUUUUUAAGUUCUCUGUUGUGCUGUAAAAAAUGUGUGGAUUUCUAAUCAGGCUAAUUUUCAGAGCCAUUAAUAUAAUAUUUAAAGUUGAGUUCACUGGAUUAUUUUUGUGUCGCCCAACAAUUUCUAACUUCCAAAUUAAUGACAAGUGAUUUCUUCUUCUUCUUCUUUUUCUUCUGUGUACAAUUAUGCAAUAGAGUUUCUCUCAUUUUAGAGUUGUUCUUUUUGCAAGACGAGGAAAUAAUUUAUUUUUUGCUGGUGGAUUUUUGAAAGAAAAAAAAGACAAAGUAUCUGAUACUUUUUAAUUAUUAUUUACAACGUGUGAUGUUUUGUAUAAUAGAUUUCACCUUGACCAUUCCUGAGGACUAUUGCUUUAAUCUGCUUCAAAGUUCGUUUUGUCUUAUGUGGUCCUAAUUGUUGUACUUACCUUAAAAUAAAUCCAUGCUGUUUUUUUUUCCUGCUCCAA
Molecule: messenger RNA, 2926 nt
Organism: Rhea pennata
Lineage: Eukaryota; Metazoa; Chordata; Aves; Rheiformes; Rheidae
Gene: FOXC2
Product: forkhead box C2
Exons: 1
Coding region: 518-1987 (489 amino acids)
Biological process (GO): regulation of transcription by RNA polymerase II; cell differentiation; anatomical structure morphogenesis
Molecular function (GO): RNA polymerase II cis-regulatory region sequence-specific DNA binding; DNA-binding transcription factor activity, RNA polymerase II-specific
Source: RefSeq, a predicted model, not a curated record